Clupea harengus (Atlantic herring) is the source of this 5616-nucleotide messenger RNA. Its product is annotated as phosphofurin acidic cluster sorting protein 2-like. Gene Ontology annotation, biological process: protein localization to plasma membrane. Gene Ontology annotation, molecular function: transmembrane transporter binding. NCBI's taxonomy places the organism in Eukaryota, Metazoa, Chordata, Actinopteri, Clupeiformes, Clupeidae. The record is from RefSeq and is a predicted model, not a curated record.
ACCUUUCUCCAUGUUUUCCCUAGACUGUAGGCUCCGCCUAUAGCCCUCGCGAAUCCCUGUUCCUCUAUCAGUGAUGUUUCUACAGGAGGGGGGAACGAGUUUGUCUCAGUUGUAGGAACCAGUGAGUGAACGAGGUCCAGAAACAGACAGCCCGUGCUGCGAUCCCGGAGAGGCGAUGAUGGCGGCGGCUGUAGAGAGAGGAGGGGUACGAGCCGCCUUCUUGAAUCCAGGCAGCGGUGGUGGUGGCGGCGGACCAGCCCCGAUGCUUGUCCCCGCUGCUCCCGGAGCCCCGUCUGGGGCUGCUGGUUCGGGUUCAGCUUCGGGAGGUUCGGGUCCCAUGCCUGUGCCUAUGAACCUCUUUGCAACAUGGGAAAUAGACCGUUCGUCUCCGAGCUGUGUUCCGAGGUUGUGUAGCCUUACAUUGAAGAAGCUCAUCGUGCUCAAGGAGCUGGACAAGGAGCUUAAUUCUGUGGUUAUUGCUGUGAAAAUACAGGGUUCCAAGCGAGUCUUGAGGUCAAAUGAGUACAUGCUCCCCCCGAGCGGUCUGAUGGAGACAGACCUGGAGCUCACCUUCUCCCUACAGUAUCCCCACUUCCUGAAGCGCGAUGCCAACCGGCUGCAGAUCAUGCUGCAGAGGAGGAAGCGAUACAAGAACCGCACCAUCCUGGGCUACAAGACACUCGCAGUGGGGGUCAUCAACAUGGCUGAGGUGAUGCAGCACCCUACAGACGGGGGCCAGAUCCUGGGUCUCCAUAGCAACGUGAAGGAGGCUCCGUUGCGUGCAGCUGAGCUGAGUGUGUUCUCGCUCUCCAGCCAGCCCAUCGACCCUGAGGAUGGCAGCGGACAACAGGGAGCCAAGGCCAAAGCCUCAGACCGCUCCCCAGACAUGGACAACUACUCGGAGGACGAUGAUGACAGCUACUCCUCAGAGCAGGAGGCCAGUGAUGACGCAGCCCAAGCCCAGGACCUUUAUGACGAGGACGAUGACGUCCAGAGAAAGCCGAAGAAGUCACGGAGGAAAAUGAUCAGGACCACCUCCAUGACCAGGCAACCCAAUUUCAAGCAGAAGUUUGUGGCUCUUCUGAAGAGGUUCAAAGUAACAGACGAGGUUCUGGACUCGGAUCCGGUGGACCAGACGCAGGAGGUGGAGGAGGAUCUGGACCUGCUGUAUGACAGCCUGGAGGUGUACAACCAGAGCGACAGCGGCCCGGAGAUGGACGACAACGAGAGCGUCAUGAACCCUAAACCCAAACUCAAACCCUUCUUUGAGGGCAUGUCUCACUCCAGCUCUCAGACGGAGAUCGGCAGCCUGCACAGCCAGAAGAGCCAGCCACGGGAGUCCACCUCUGGAGACCUGUUGACUGUGGAGAAGAGCAAAUCGUCAGCAAGUCGCUUCACAGACGAGAGCUCUGUCCUGGAGCCUACCCCUGGGGAUGUACCGGAGGAGGAGGUUCUGGUGGGCCCGGUGGCCAUGGCUGCUCCAGAGGUCAGUGCCAGCUGGGACGUGAGCACGGACAAGCUGGCCGGCACCGUGGGCAAACUCUGCAAGACUGAGUCCCAGAGUCACAUGUCCCCCAGUAAAACGGAGAACAAGCUGAUGCGGCGUACGCGGAGCACAUCCAUGAAGGACCGGCAGAACUCCAAAGCCCAGAGCGACCGCACCAGCAGCAUCGACAGCGAGACCUCGCCCGACUCCAGGCUCACUGUACAGGUCCCCAGGAAGUUGGUGUACGACCAGCUGAACCAGAUCCUCAACUCAGAUGAGACACUGCCAGAGAGCAUUAUCCUCAUCAACACCACCGACUGGCAGGGCCAGGUAUGUUCUCUCUGUCCCAGUUGUAACUGUAAUGCCCAGACUCCCCCCCCCAUCAAGGUGGCGGUGGCGGGGGACCAGAGUUACCUCAGCACUGUGCUGCGCUGCUUCGUGGAGCAGCUGGCCAACAAGACGCCCGAUUGGCUGAGCUACAUCCGCUUCCUGGUCAUCCCUGUCGGAUGCCACCCAGUGGCGAAGUACAUCUCCACCUUUGACAGCAAGUUCAACAACAUCUUCAUGGACGCCGGCUGGAGAGACACCUUUGGGAGGCUGGAGGCUCCGACGUCAGAUAACAUUGAUGUGAAUGGACGAGUGACCCAGUACCUGGUUGGAGCCAGUGUGUCCCACCAGUUCCCCAUCUCCGAGGCUAUGCUGACUUACAAACAGAAGAGGAAAAGAAGUUUGUAUUUUGAUUUUUACAUAAGCCCUGAUGAGGAUUCCUGUCAGAAGUUUGUGCCAUUUAUUGGGCUGGUGAAAGUGGGAAUAGUUGAACACAGCCUCUCUACAUCAGUGGACUCUGAUGACUGCAUGGUGGUUGGGGGGGUGACCAUGCUGUCGUCUCCUCCACCCCAGCCCGGGGCUCAGUACGCCAAAGACAUGACCUGCACCCCUCCCUCCUCCCCCUCAGUCUCCAACGCACUCUCUGGAGCAGGUACUCCAGUCAUCGGCGGCGAGGUGAUGGGGCUGCAGGUGGACUACUGGACGUUGCCGGGCGUGGAGAAGCGCAAGGAAGGAGAGAAGAGAGACGCGGGCGUGAAGAACACGCUCAAGAGCAACUUCCGCUCGCUGCAGGUCUCCCGCGUGCCAGCGGGGGGCGAGCUGGCGCCACCGCCAGGGAUGUCCAUGACCGUCGUCAUGAAGGAGAAGAACAAGAAAGUGAUUUUCCUGAGUAAGAAGCCCAAAGAGAAGGAUGUGGACUCUAAGAGCCAGGUGAUCGAGGGCAUCAGCCGCCUCAUCUGCACUGCCAAACACCAGCACACCAUGCUGAGAGUGUCCAUUGACGGCGUGGAGUGGAACGACGUUAAGUUCUUCCAGCUGGCGGCCCAGUGGCCCACCCACGUCAAGCACUUCCCCGUGGGGGUCUUCGGCUACACCAAGCCUGUCUGAUACCCAGACACACACCCCCCCUCCCACGCCAAAACCCCCAACACUUCCACCCCCACCCCACUUGCCAGACCUCCCCUCCCGGGGUCGCUUCAGAUCUUUACCCCCCCCCCCCUUCUGUGAGUGAAGCAUGGGGAUGUCCGGGCUGUUACAGCACAACGAAAAAAAGAAAGGAAAUGAAAAUACUUUUUGGAAGAGAGAGAGAGAGCAAAAAGACUUGAAUGAAGGAGGAAAAGAAAAAGAUGAACGAAAGUCAAGGACGGUUGGAUUUUCCUGUGGACGAAAAAAAAAAAAAAAGAAGUGUUGACUUUUGAACCUGUGUGUCACCGCCAUCUUGCCCACCUACCCCUUACUGGCUGUUGUCAUGGUAAUUGUUGAUGUUAUUGGUGUGUAAUGAUCUCCCUUCUACCUGGCUAAAUGGAGUGGGAUAAGGAAAAAAGAAAGAACAGUUUGUUCAUGUGUUUUCAAGCGAAUGUGCUGCCUUUAAAAGAUACAAAAAGAAGAAAAAAGAAGACAAAACACACGUCCCAGGGACUGUGUGUGUAGUCAUUAGGAGUUGGUAGUCAGCAUAUCAGGCAGCUUGGUUUUGCACUUUUUUGUCGUUUGAUUUUUGUAUAAGAAAGGUGUUUUGUUUUGUUUUAUUGUAUUAUUUCUGUGAAAUCCUGUGAGUAGGUGCUCUGUGUGCUGUUUAAAAGGGGGGGCAGGGAGACUAGUGUGUGUGUGUGUGUGUGUGUGUGUCUGUGUGUCUGUGUGAAUGUGUGUGUGCAUGUGUUAUAGUGCGCUGGGGUGCUUAGAGAAUGAAGUGUUCCUGAGACAGAACUAUUUUCCUCUAACCAGAGAGGAAUGCACUCCUUCUCCUCUUACAGUCGAUAUUUUCUAGUCCAUUCUAAGUGACUUAAACUCCAGUUUCCUUUUUUUUUUAUAUAGGACACGAUGACUUAACUAGCUAGUAUACUUGCCUUUUUUCAUUUGAAACAAGUGUGUGUGUGUGUGUGACGUUUGAAGCAUGUGAAAGAGUGGGGAAUCCAGCAGCUUAUUUCACUUAGGAGGAUGCAGGAGUGGAGAGGCGCUCGUGCACACACAGAUGUGUAUAUGUGUGUGUGUGUGUGUGAGUGGCGCUCGUGCACACACAGAUGUGUGUGUGUGUGUGUGUGUGUGUGUGUGGCGCUCGUUCACACACAGAUGAACAUAGGCCUGUCUGUUGACUAUCUAAAAGAGGAAGGAAGGAAGGAAGGAGAGGCAGGCAGACAAUCUUGUUUUGUUUUGUUUUUUGGUCAAGCUAAAAGUUGUACCAUAUAUAUAUGGUAUAUAUGGUAUAUAUAUAUAUGGUAAAAGUUAUACCAUAUAUAUAUACUAUAGUAGUAUAUAUAUAUAUAGUGCUUAUGAUAGGCGCUUACCAUAUAUAUAUAUAUAUUAUAUAGUGCUUAUGAUAGGUGCUUAUUUAUCACGUAAAGUCUGGACCAGCAUCCCGGUGCUGCAUUGACCUUUGUGCUUUGACCUUUGUAUAUUGACCUUUGUGUAUUGUCAGUACAGGACUCACACCGCCGUAUGGUAGCUUGGGCCAUCACUCCUGCGGUAGCCAUCGUCGUGGCACUCUGAAUGGACCACUCUGAGAGCACGUGCAGUUAUUGGUGGGGGGAUAGUUAUUGCUGUUAAGGCAGCCACUGUAUCUUUACCAUCUAAACUCAUCGCAGGGUCAACAUCAGAGAGGCAGCCAUAUUGCCAGCGUGUGGCCACCCGUGUCACCCCAAACGUGCCGUGCAUGGCAUUAUGAGUUGGCAGUGGGCAUGGCAUCUGUGGAACCGGUCAGCGUUGGCACCUAAGCCUUGUGUGUUGUUGUGCCUAGCCCUGACGCAGUCAAAUAAUGCCACGUGCGUCAGAGUAACACAGCGUGGCACCAUCUGGUAAUACGGCGACUCUGCCAAAGUUGCCAUGGUGGACACCUACCGUUUUUGGUGAUAUCUGUACUUUCAAUAAACACAGGACCUUCAAACCUUCUCUGAUUUUAAGGGCUGAUAACCACUGUGGGGUUCUGGAAGGUUCUGGAAGGGUGUGAAUACUGGAGCUUGCAGGGGAUGGUAGACCCCUAGCAAACACUCUCGUAAGGCUUACUGUAUAUAAGUCUUAUCUUUCUGUUGCGCUUUCUCUUUCUCUCUCUUGCUCUCUUCCUCUCUCUCUCUGUUUUUUCUCUGCCACAUUAAAAACCCUUUAAUAGUGAGUGCGUUUGCAUUGCAAGACGAUUUUUAACUUUUACCGUUUGGAAGUGAUUGGUCUGCUGUGAGGGAAUUUUUUUUCAAAAGCUCUUAAAAAGCUCCAUUUUGGCUUGAUAUUACAUGGUGUUUCAGUGUCACCUAAGGAACAAGGAGAAAACAAGAGAAUGUCAUUAAAGUGUUCUGAAUGUUUAUAUACUGUAUGUUUGCAAGCAUGUGGUUUAACACAGUCUGUGUGUGUGUGUGUGUGUGUGUGUGUGUGUGUGUACAUCGUCUGUGUAUGUGUUUAACGCAGUCGAGUGUGUACGUUGGUGUGUGUGUGUGUGUUUUCUAGGGAGUUGCAUUGUGACCUCUGUGCUUUCGUCUCCUGUGGGUGUUUGAGGAAGGGGUGUACUGUGAAAGAUUUGGGGAUCUUAUGGAACUUGCCUGAAGGGAAUGUUGUGUGUGUGUGCGCGCGUGUGAGUUUGUGUGUGCAUUUGUGUGUGUGCG